Molecule: messenger RNA, 4617 nt
Organism: Orbicella faveolata
Lineage: Eukaryota; Metazoa; Cnidaria; Anthozoa; Scleractinia; Merulinidae
Source: RefSeq, a predicted model, not a curated record
UUUAUGAGUGCUGCUAAGGUUUUCCCGCGUUACAGAUUAUCGGUAAACCAGUACCAGUCGGUCUCUUUUUUUCCUUCGGAGAAUUUGGUUUCUUUUUUUUAUUCCUUAUCUUAUUUGUUGAGCAUUACACAAACAAAGCAUUUCCAUGACGUAAGCAAAACUGACAUUUGUUCCGGCGAAACUGAAAUAAAAACCCUUCCGUCAUACGACUGUUUCAGACUGUUCCAAUAUUUCAGUUUUAUCCGGCUGGGCUCGUUAUCGAAGGGUAAGGAAACGAUUCCGCUGUUUUGAAUUUUCUUUGGCUGCGUCAGUACGUACGAUUCCAGAAUGUUUCGUGUUCUGUACGAAAUACUGUUGAUCUCUAUUAUCGUCAUCGUCGUUGAACAAGAGUAUCAUGCCUUCGCAUACAAAGACGUGUAUGUAUCACGCCAUCGCGGAAACGAUUCUUACAAUUGUGGAUCAAAGAAUGAACCCUGCAGAACGCUUGCGCGAGGCAUACAAAUGGCUGACCGGAAUGACCGCAUUUUGUUGGAUGGAUCAUUUACUAAGUCAGAUCCCUACAACUGUGGAAUAAUGAAUCUUGAGAAAAAAGGGAAAAACAAAUUUUUAAAAGAUGAAAAUUACACUAUAAACGUUAAAGUCAGCCUGAAAAUCAUUGGAUUUCCUUCGUCGGCUUUCAUUUCAUGUGACGACUUGCUCCGCUUCACGGGUCCAUCCGCGAAGAAGGAAGAAAUGGACGUUAACUUCACAAACAUUGUGUUUACAAACACGUCGAUGGUCUUCACCGAUUCUUCCGUUUCCUUUGUAAACUGUAGCUUCCUGCAAAGUUUCAAUCCAAUACAAACAAAGCUGGUUUUCCACCAAAGUGCGACAGUGGCUGUUAAAGGCUCCUUGUUCUAUAAAAACACAGGUUGUAUUCGUCUGGCGCUGUUCGAGAGCGAUACACAAGCGGCUAUCCACUUGGACAAUGUAAACUUCAUACAAAACAGACCUCCCUCGAACAAUGAAGGAAGUGGAAUCUCGAUAUAUGGCGCAUCUCGUACUUUAAUGCUACAUAUAGACAUUAAUAUUUCUUGUAAAAACGUAUUAUUUUCCAACAAUGUAGGUCCUCUGAUUACCAACAACGUUUCAUUUUCUGAAACCAAAGAAUUUUAUCAGCGCGUUAAAUUCGUCAAAAACUCUGUUUUACUGAAUGCUUCGUCAGGAAAAGGUCUGUACUUCUCUGAAGGAAGAAAUGUAACUGUUGUUUUUGAUCACAUAGUAUCGACGGGAAACGCUGCCAAUAUCAGAUGCGUUCAGUUUGACUCAAGUGCAGUAAAGCUAAAAGUCUUCAACUCUGAAAUAAACGGCCACUCUCUGGCGGCGCCCCACUCUGGUGCAGGUAUCCUCAUACAGGCAGUAAGAUCAAGUCACGUGUUCAUUAAAAAUUCGUCGUUUAAUGGAAACACAGCAGCCCAUCGAGGUGGAGCAGUGGCGUUUAACGUAACCGGCGGUGUAAUAAAUGUGACUGUUUGCAAAUCAAAUUUCACAAACAACUCAGCCCUGAAUGGCGGAGCGUUUUCCGUCAAUAGCCAACUCGGAUUUGUCCUCGUCGACCUCGAGCACGUUUCGUUUCGAAAUUGUCGUUCCAAUCGUACUGGCGGUGCUUUGUUUAUAAUUAAGAAUAGACUCGUACAAUUUAGGGCUAGGUUCUGCUCAUGGAUGUCUGGCACUGCACAAGUGGGAUCUUCAAUUUACAUCUCUUCGUUCCCUACGAUGACACAAAGUAACGCUACGACAAAACUGAAGAAUUGUAAGUUUGUUAAUAACAGCGACAUGCUUCUUGGAAGCGUUUUUGUGAUGUCCAGUGUCGGAUCAGUGGAAGUCUUUCAAACUCGAUGGAACAAAAAUAGCCGGGCCUUUGCUGUGGUGUGCAACUGUCGUGUCAAUUUCACGGAAGUGAACGUAACUGAAUGUACUGGCACAGCUUUUCAUGGCUUGUCAUCCAAAAGGAACCGAGACAGUAUGAAGCUGCAUUUCGAAAGAUGUGUGUUUCGUGGAAAUAAGGAAGGUGACAUCUAUGUUUUCGCAGAAAGCCGUUAUCUACAGCUAACUUUAGAAUCGAUAAAGUUUGUUGAGAAAAAGAAUGUAAAGAAGGAAGAAUGUAAUGCGGUGUUGGUCAAGUUGUACGAAACCGUUACCUCUGGAUCCAAAAUAGAGUUACGCAACGUUCUUAUUGAGGAGUUUGUUGGUUCGGCUGCAGUGAUUCUCAAAUCUCUCAAUAGCAAUACAACCAACACAGUGACAAUAACAAGCAGCACGUUUCGUCGGAUACGAAGUUAUUACUCCGAAAAGUACCACUCAGAAACAAGCCCGCUAUCAAUAGUCCUGCCCCUUGAUAACCUCGAUCAAAGCAUUUGCUCACGGUCGUAUCUGAGUUAUCAAUAUCAAAAUACGAUAAUUAUCGAGAAUACUUCAUUCGUCGAUAACAUCGGACGAGUGGCCGGCGGGGUCUACCUUACAAAUGGUAACGUCACCAUACGCAAUUGCACCUUCGAGAACAACUUUGCUAUCAAUAGGGGUGGACAUGUUCGUAUUUCGGAUGGAAGUGGAAGCAUCCGGAUUGAGAAUUCCACCCUCAAACAGAAAUCGCAGGAAAUUGUUUUUACUGGCGAGACGUUCGUCCAUGAUACAUCGAUUUAUUCCGAGAGUACAGGCCAACUUCGUCUUCAAGCAGCUUGGGUUACAACUGACUUAGAAAAAGACUCAUACCGUUUGUUCUCUGUGUCUAAAUCUGGCCUCGUCAAACUUGAUAACUCUACGAAACUACAGUGUGCAGUGGGCAGUUUGCUUAGAUUUGAUAACUUUUCCCACUUCAUGCUUUGGCCUUUUGCUAAACACCCUUGCAAGUUGCAAGUGACUGUAAUAACACUGUCAUGCCAUCAGUGCUCCCCCGGUCUGUACAGCCUCCAGAGAGGAGAAAUAACCGCCCCGUUUCAAAAAGGAGUUGAUUCGUUAUUUAAUCCAUUCUGCUUUCCUUGCCCUGAUGGAGCAAAUUGUUCCCGCAACAUCGAAGCCAAACCGAACUUUUGGGGAUAUCCUGACUCAAAUAACUCAGGUUCGCUUACGUUCGUUCACUGUCCACCACAUUACUGCAAACCAAUCAAAAGACGGGGCACAAACUUAUCAGUUUACAACAGCUGUCGGGGCAACCGAGAUGGCGUCAUGUGUGGCAGGUGCAUGGCGGGAUACUCCGAAACUCUGUUUUCCAAAAAAUGCAAACCAAGUGAAGAGUGUCAAGAUCCUUGGAUUUGGUUGGUGAUGACGGUUUACACUGUGGCAAUGGCGUUGUUUUUCAUUUAUAACCCACCAAUUAUACAAUUCCUUGUUGAGAAUACGCUGUGGUGUAAAAGAUCUCGCAGCAGAAUGGAAUAUCAAGAAAUUGAUCAACCGAACAAGUUCAACAAAGGCUACACAAAGAUCACAUUUUAUUUCUAUCAGAUCGCGAGCUACCUAACUUUGGAAUCUUUCACUGAAAUAGCUAAAGAAGCGCCAUUAAUUUCCUUUAUCACCGGUUUAUUUAAUUUCCAAACAAGAGUUUCACGAGGAAACUUCGGCUGUCCAUUGGCUGGACUAACCGUUGUGACUAAGGAGCUGCUACCAGCAUCGGGAGUCUUGGCCACGCUGUUCAAUAUACAAGUAAUACUACUGCUGCAUCUCUGUUUCAAUAAAAUCACGGGUCGACCACGCCCAAAAAUGGCCUCGUAUUAUGCAGCUACGCUGAAAACGCUGUUGCUUGGUUACGCAACACUGGCCAACACUGCCCUGAAGCUUUUAACGUGUGUUCAGGUUCUGGGCGAGAGCAGAUUGUAUUAUGACGCGAACAUAAAAUGCCUGGAAUGGUGGCAGUACGGUUUCAUUGUUUAUGUCGUUGCAUGUCUUCUUCCAUUCAUAGCAGUCAUCUACUGGGGAGCGAUGAAACUUCAGAGACAGUUGAUCUCCGUCGAACAUUUCAUCGGAGCGUGCUUUUUUCCGUUGGGCUUCGUAUGUUUGUGGCUUAUUGAGAAACUCGUUUGCACUCGCAAUCGACAUCAGGUGACAAGCGAGUCAAGUGCAGAGGUGUUAAAAGUGUUACACGAUCCGUUUCGUCCUCCAAGGCCUCACCAAACUGGUUCCUUGUACUGGGAAAGUGUUAUGAUUGGCCGACGAUUUCUGCUUCUCUCGUUUCAGGUCUUUUUUCCAGAUCCUCUUCUCCGACUGUUCUUCAUGGACAUGACCUGUUUACUUGUUUUCACUUGGCACGUGGUAACCCGGCCGUUCCGAGACCAGAGGGCAAACAUCUUGGAAGCCGUGUCACUCGCUUGUUUAGUUGUCAUAGCAACCAUAAAUCUCAUUCAGGCCAUCUUUCUGUCCGCUGGAGUAGCGCCACAAGGUUCUGUGGAAAGAGAUCUGAUCGUUCUGCAGCAAGUUGAGAUCUGUUUAUUGGCAAUAGCACCUUUGCUACUCGUCUUCCUGUGUGGCUUUGCUGUUGUUUCCCAAGUCACUCGUGUCGUUGUUAUUGUGUUUCGCAAAACGUUUACAUUUGUUCUAAUGCGACGAAUCAAAGUUAUGGGACAGUAUUAAAAAAAAACAGGAAAC